GAACAAGACAUUAAUUACACAGUUGUGGGCUUGUUCUGUCGCCAGGGUUCUGGGUUUCUUGCACUUUUCAUUUUCUGAACAAAGUCCUAGUCCACCACUCUGGAUUCUGGAACAAGCAGUAUAUAAAAGGGUGUGAUGAAUCUCAAAGUUUUAAAGGCAAAGCAAACUUUACAAUUGGCAUUCCUUCUGGGUGUGUGCUUCUGGUUGCUGUACCAGAUUGAGCACUCACACAGCAAGGGGAAGGGCUAUGGAGGAAGCAUACAAGGCAAGCUCAAUGAUCAACAUGGAUUUAUUGUUUUGGGGCGUAAAUGGGAUGCAGGGUGGUCGAGUGGUGAUGAUAUGAAUCUUGUGGGAGAAGGUAAAAGAAAAGAGGAUGGAGGGGUUGGAGAUGAUGAAUUGGAUGGAAAUGCUGAUGAACAAUUUGGAAAGUAUAUGGUGUUUAUAAACAAUGAGGAAAAUAACUCUGAUGAUUCAUGGGGAAACUUAAAAAAACAAGCUAAGGAGGAUUUAGAAAGACAAAUUAAGGAACCAGAAAAGAACAAGGAAAUGAUUUCUGAUGAUACUCUUAAACAAGACCAAGAUGUUGAAGCAGGCAGCUUAAAUAGGGAGAAUGAAGAAGACAAAAACAUUGUAGAAAGCAAAGAGGAGAUUGCAGAGCAGCCUAGUGGAGUGGCCAAUAAUGUUGGUGUUGUUGCAAGAAGUGAAAUGUUGGAUGGAGUGAUGAUCCAAGGCUUUCAUGAUGAGAAUGGGGUUCCACAAGAUGGCAACAAUCCUUUAGACUCCACUCUGACUGAUCAUCAUUCAAGUGAUGAUCAUGAUGGAAACUUUCUAAAUCAAGAAACCUCUUUAAAUUCAAGUAAUUAUAGUAGAUUCAGUGAAACUUUCUCAAGAGAUGAUGCAGAUACCAAAGAAUAAAAGCAGAGCUUAGAAGACUCAAAAACAGUGAUCAUGCAACAGAUGAUGCAGAAAUCAAUUCUCAAACCUCAAAAAUCAAUCAUGUUUCAGAAGCUUCACAAUAAGAUAGAUUAGACACAGAAGAUUCUCAUUCUAUUUCUAAUUAGCAACAUAUUCAAGUUGAGCUCACAAACACAAAGAUCUGCCCAUUUGGUUCUCUAAGCAACUCUAGCCUUCACAUGUGAGGUUUUAGUUCCAGAAAGGGGAGAACAAUUUUUUAUUUU
Corylus avellana is the source of this 1178-nucleotide messenger RNA. RefSeq lists its product as uncharacterized. NCBI's taxonomy places the organism in Eukaryota, Viridiplantae, Streptophyta, Magnoliopsida, Fagales, Betulaceae. The record is from RefSeq and is a predicted model, not a curated record.